Messenger RNA from Pangasianodon hypophthalmus (striped catfish), 2739 nucleotides. RefSeq names its product peptidase, mitochondrial processing subunit alpha (gene pmpca). The transcript has 13 exons. NCBI's taxonomy places the organism in Eukaryota, Metazoa, Chordata, Actinopteri, Siluriformes, Pangasiidae. The record is from RefSeq and is a predicted model, not a curated record. Gene Ontology annotation, cellular component: mitochondrion. Gene Ontology annotation, molecular function: metalloendopeptidase activity; metal ion binding. The coding region runs from base 96 to 1649 and encodes 517 amino acids.
CGCAAAAUGAUCAUCUUUUAUUUUAAGCAACAGCGACUCGAGGAUGUGUUCAUGAAUCACUUCCGGGGGACGUUCAUGGUCACAGAAAAUCCAACAUGGCGUCUCACAUGUCGAGAUUCGGGUGUUGGGGCCGUAUACAGAGGUUUGGCAUUGCUGCGUGUAGACAAUACAGCAGUGCAAAUAGAUAUCCUAAUAUUUCUCUUUCUACACCUUUACCCGGCAUUCCCAAGCCUGUGUUCGCUUCAGUUGAUGGUCAUGAACAAUAUGAAACCAAAAUAACCACUUUAGAGAACGGCCUUAAAGUUGCAUCUCAAAAUAAAUUUGGCCAGUUUUGCACAGUUGGAGUUUUGGUAAAUUCAGGUUCCCGCCAUGAAGCCAGAUAUCCUAGUGGGAUUUCACACUUUUUGGAAAAGCUUGCAUUUUCUUCUACAUCACAGUAUGGAAGUAAAGAUGAAAUUCUGCUGUCAUUGGAAAAACAUGGUGGAAUCUGUGACUGCCAAACGUCCAGGGAUACAACAAUGUAUGCGGUCUCUGCUGAAGUCAAGGGUCUGGAUACUGUGGUUAGCCUGUUGGCCGAUGCUGUCCUGCAGCCGCGUUUAUUAGAUGAAGAGCUCGAGAUGACCCGCAUGACGAUAAGGUUUGAGUUGGAAGAUUUAAAUAUGAGGCCUGAUCCUGAGCCUCUGUUAACAGAAAUGAUUCAUGCUGCAGCGUUUCGAGGCAACACUGUAGGCCUGCCCCGUUUCUGCCCAGUGGAAAAUGUGGACAAGAUUGACAGGAAGUUGCUGCAUACAUACAUGCGUAGCUACUACAGCCCAGAGCGCAUGGUGUUGGCAGGGGUGGGGGUCGAGCACGAGCAGCUGGUGGAGUGUGCCAGGAAGUAUCUGCUGGGUGUGAAGCCAGUUUGGGGCACAAGCACACCAGCGAAUGUGGAUCGCUCUGUGGCCCAGUACACAGGAGGCAUUGUUAAGAUGGAGAAGGACAUGUCUGAUGUCAGCCUUGGACCCACACCCAUCCCAGAACUCACUCACAUUAUGAUUGGCUUAGAGAGCUGCUCGUUCUUGGAGGAAGAUUUCAUUCCCUUCGCUGUCCUCAACAUGAUGAUGGGGGGAGGAGGCUCCUUCUCGGCAGGCGGCCCAGGAAAAGGCAUGUUUACCCGCCUCUACCUGAACGUUCUCAACAGACAUCAUUGGAUGUACAACGCUACCUCCUACCACCACAGCUAUGAAGACAGUGGCCUGCUCUGCAUUCAUGCUAGUGCAGACCCAAGACAGGUGCGGGAAAUGGUGGAGAUAAUCACUAGGGAAUUUAUACAGAUGGCUGCUACAGCAGGAGAGACGGAACUGGAAAGAGCAAAGACUCAGCUGAAAUCCAUGCUGAUGAUGAAUUUGGAGUCCAGGCCAGUCAUCUUUGAGGAUGUCGGUCGGCAAGUUCUGGCCACAGGCCAUAGGAAGCUGCCUCAUGAGCUGUGUGAUCUUGUCAGUAAUGUUACAGCCAAUGACAUCAAAAGAGUCAGCACCAGGAUGCUGCGCAGCAAACCAGCUGUGGCUGCUUUAGGAGAUCUGACUGAGCUGCCCUCCUAUGAGCACAUCCAGGCUGCUUUGUCCAGCAAAGAUGGCCGUCUGCCUCGCAUGUAUCGCCUCUUCAGGUAGAACAUCAUGAUUAUACAGUUGUGUACACCAGUGACUGACCUACAGUGUAACUUUUUACCGAGCUCUUUUAUUGAGCCGUUAUGGAGAAGUGCUGCGUGUCGGUGGUAGACAAGGCACUGAAUGUAAAUUGAACUUUGCCUUCGAAGGACUUGUUAGCCCUUAUAUUGUGUGGUUUUGUUUUCAGUAUCAUGUUCAGAGUAAAUAAAAGUGGACGGUUUUGCAGUAACAUGUCCAACAGGCUGGCUUUAGGCAAUUGAAAAGUUAAAGGGCCCUGUUAUAACAAAGUAAUGCAGGAAGUCAGUUUAAUGUUGAGUCUGCUGAUGUGCUAAGAAAUCAUUGGAAAUAAUCAUUUCCAGUUUAUUGAUAAAAGUUAAUAAUUUGAGUCCAAUCCAAAUUAAAUUAUUUUAUUUUUAUUAAAAAUGUUAUUCUGAGUGAUGCUGAUUAUGUAACUGUUCAAAAAUACUGCAACAUAUAUUUUCAGCAACCUAAUAUUCAGGUUAGGCCUGGGUAUUUGCAGAUAUGAGGUGCUGAAAUUAUGUUACUAAAUUUAUAAUAAAAAUAUACAUUAGUGUAUCCAGGAGUUUUUUUUUUAGGAGUUUUUUUUUUAAAUAUAAAACUAAUGCCAGAUUAUUGGUGUAUCAUUAAAACCUGGGUUUUGUGAAAACACUCAUUGUAAAAAUAGUGGUAAUGUUAAAAUCUGCUUAGGGUUAAUGAUAUCGCUUAUGAAAGAAGCCCAUUAUAAGAAAUAUAAAACAGCCAGGCCUGCAGCAACAUUACAACCCCAAAACUACUCUACUCUGAGAGUCGGAAAGCCUGAUUAGAGACUGGAACUGGUGGUUUAAAAGGCUUUCCGAGCAGCAAUGUCUUUCUGUGGUUGAAAGUGCAUCUCUGGUCUUUGCUUGUGCGAUGUAUAUUCUUUGGUAUACAAACGGCUGACUGUAGAGUCAUAGUUUUUCAUUGUAAAUGACUGCCUCCUGUACGCAUCCUUCUCAUACAUUUCACAAAUUCUAAUAAUGCUCUUGACAUUGUACUGUGAAAUUUCAUCUACUUCUCCGUGUCUGUUUUUGUUCAUAAAUGUGGUUUACAUUUA